Fundulus heteroclitus (mummichog) is the source of this 3188-nucleotide messenger RNA. RefSeq names its product nucleolysin TIA-1. The coding region runs from base 474 to 1469 and encodes 331 amino acids. The transcript has 10 exons. NCBI's taxonomy places the organism in Eukaryota, Metazoa, Chordata, Actinopteri, Cyprinodontiformes, Fundulidae. The record is from RefSeq and is a predicted model, not a curated record. Gene Ontology annotation, molecular function: mRNA binding. Gene Ontology annotation, cellular component: cytosol.
ACAGCAGGUCAUGAUCCGUACUGCUUUGUGGAGUUCUAUGAGCAUAGACAUGCCACUGCUACAAUUGCAGCCAUGAACGGUCGGAAAAUACUGGGUAAGGUAUUGAAGGACCAUUUGAGGAGUAUAACAAGUUCGUAAAAAUCACUUGUUUGUAAGUCCCUUGUUAUUUGGACCUUACUUCCUACAGUUUUACUCCAAAUUACUAGACUGAAAAUGAAAUGUUCCUCAUUAUAAAGGUGAAGUCAUAAUAUCCCUUUUGUACUCCACUGUAUAUUAAUGUCUUAAAUUCAGAGGUAUAUGUAAAAUUAGAUAACCAUGGAUAAUUAGUUUGUAUUGGUGGUUUAAACAUUUAUGUGGCUUUCAGAGGCCAUCUUAAUCGAAAGUUCUCAAUCACAAAAUAAAACCAAACGUAAAGCUGGUGUGUGACCCCACCCUCUAAUCAGAGAAAAGCAACCCUCCUAUCUUCCCCAGGCAUGCUUCAUGUCUCACUUUUUCAUCUUCCCCGCUCUUUGCAUCUGUGUCUCUUGCAGGAGGUGAAGGUUAACUGGGCCACAACCCCAACUAGCCAGAAGAAAGACACAAGCAGUCACUUCCAUGUUUUUGUUGGAGACCUCAGUCCAGAAAUCACCACAGAUGACAUAAAAGCAGCUUUUGCUCCAUUUGGAAAAAUAUCGGACUGUCGCGUUGUGAAGGACAUGGCCACAGGUAAAUCUAAAGGCUAUGGUUUUGUCUCCUUCUUCAACAAAUGGGAUGCAGAGAACGCCAUUCAGCAAAUGGGGGGGCAGUGGUUGGGAGGACGGCAGAUCAGGACCAACUGGGCAACAAGGAAGCCUGCUCCUAAAACGACAAACGAAACAGCCAGUACCAAACAGCUCUCUUUUGAUGAGGUGUUAAACCAGUCCAGCCUCAGCAACUGUACGGUCUACUGCGGGGGAGUCGCACAAGGCCUCACAGAGCAAAUAAUGAGACAGACCUUCUCACCUUUUGGCCAAAUAAUGGAAAUCCGCGUUUUCCCGGAGAAAGGCUACUCCUUUGUGAGGUUUAACUCCCACGAGGCAGCAGCUCAUGCCAUAGUUUCAGUAAAUGGCACUUCCAUAGAGGGCAACAUUGUUAAGUGUUACUGGGGGAAAGAAACGACAGACAUUGUACAGGGCCCCAUACAGCAGGUACAGAUGGCGCAGCAGAACACACUGAGCUUUGCAGCUCAACCAUACAAUCAGUGGGGCCAGUGGUACAGCAACACACAACAGAUCGGCCAAUAUGUGCCCAAUGGUUGGCAGGUGCCAAGCUAUGGCGUCUACGGACAGGCCUGGGAUCAGCAGGGCUACAAUCAUUUACACGCUGGAGCCGGAUGGACGGGCGUGGGCGCUGUGAGCAACGGAGGCAUGGUGGAGCCUGGCCAGGGAGUCAACGGGACAAUGCUAACCAACCAGGCAGGCAUGAGCACCACUGGAUACCCCACCCACUGAUCACAGUAGCCCCCUCUGAAACGUCCGAGGACACAAGGAUUAUACUCUGCUGGGGGAAGGAGUGCACCAGAUGUGCUCUGACUGUCACAUCACAAAAUUUCUGUUAGUGAAGCUGGUCUGCCAUUUAUUUUUCGUUUAUCUUACUUUUUUUUUUUUUUUUUUUUUUUUUUACCAGCCCAAAGCCUCACCCACUGCCCAAAAUCAGCAGGUUGAAAGUUGACUAUACACACUUAAACACAGAUAAAGCCACCGCUAAUGCACAUUGCAUUCCUGGGCCUGUUUUUAUCAUUUGGUGUGUUCAUAGCCAAAAGCAAAUUUACCAAUCUGUCGAGAGAUUUCCGGAAUAGAGCGUUCAGUUCAAAGAAAAACGAGUGUCGAGUGAGUUAAAUCAAACCCAUCCCCUGACUUCAGGGCCUAAAAGCCGGAGAUACGGGGCAGAAUUUGUGUGUCACUGUUUAGCAACCAUCCAGGGAGGAAAGGCGACGAAUGCUUCCACAGCGAGCACUCAGUAAUCCCACAGCAUCGCAACACAGCUGCUCCACACGCCGGCACAGAGCUGCUCCUUUCCUCUCCGUCGAAGCCCGUCCCGUCGUCGCUCUGUCCGCUCGUUACCGUAGUGACGCAGCUCUCAGGACGUGCUCACGCUAUUCUGACCGCCUGUAGAGGCUAGCAGGCUGGGAGGAAAAUUGGUCACAACAAAACGACGUACAAACAAACGCCAGUGCUCCUUCACGUCCCGGACCGGACCCCAUGGAGAAACUCAUCUGUGGAAAAGAAGUGCGUGUUUGUGUGUGUGUGUGUGUGUGCAUGAACUGAUGCUUUUACUCACCAAGACGACGCCCCCGUCAUCUACCCCAAACCCAGAAGGACUAUGCCAUUGUUUUUCUUUUCUUUUUCUUUUUUUUUUUGGGGUGGGGGUGGGGGGGGUUGCUACAAAACUGCUUGAGAAAGGAGUUUUCUUCUUUGUUUUUGGGCAACGUUAAAUGCUGACAUUGUAUAAAGAGCUUUUGUGUUUUAUUUCAGGACUAAAGAAACGUUGAGCUGAUGCCAUCAAAUUAUGUACACGCACGAUCCUUUUUUUUUGUUUGUUUUGGACACCAUUAAGUGGCUGUCAACCUAAUUUUUUAAUUAGUAUCUCAAAACAAUUGCAGGGAUUACUGCCGCUCUUCUCUUACGUACAGGCAGACAAAGAUUGCACAAAAACUUAGUUACCUUUUCACAAAAUUUGAAGUACUCGAAAUUUCUUUUCUUUUUUUUUUUUGUUUUUGUUUUGUUUGCAUUCCACUUUUUCUGCGAUUUUAUUUGGAAGCCUGUUAUAUGUAAAUAGCCAAACAGUCUGUUAAAUUGUACUAAAUCUGUAUAAAGACAUGUUCCAUGAGAAUGCGUGCUUGCUCCUGGCUGGGGGGGGGGGUGACAUCUCUGUCCAGUGCUGAACCGUAUGCCGUAGAAGCAGAGCAACAUCUCACUCGUCCAGCAGACUGGAGGACAAGCAGCAUUGCUACGUAAUGCAAGAAGUCUUUAGAUUCAAGGAAAAAAAAAGCAACUUUAUAAUUUAAAUUAUUGUUUUACACCGUUGUAGUGAUUGUUUUUAUAGAUGAAGAAACCUACUUCUAUAGCUCAGACUCUUGCAGCUUGUCUCCCAGUCAUGUCAGUAGAAUUGGAAAAUCCAUUUUGUUGCCUUAUCAAGUUAAGUUACUUUUAAUUUAACAAAAAAAAAAA